AUGCUAUAUCAAUGUGUAUAUAUACACCUCCUCAAACAUACAGACAUUCGCGCGGCCGAUCGAUCGUUGUUUUUUCGAAAGGAUUGCCUUGGAUUACACUGUGCAUCAGCGCAGAGAUGGACUGCUACCACCACCAACGAACCUCUGUAUUUUCAUUUUCCCUCAACCGAUGCGUUGAACACAUGGAUGUCCCUUUUACGGUCAUACGCCAGUCCAGAGGUUUAUGGAAAGGCUAUUUCUCCUGCUGAUGGUGGACUUUAUCGCAUCUGGCGACAGGUCGAGCUCACAUGUGUACAAGGGCGCAACAUUGGUACCGUACAAAUUCUCGACGAAGGGCCUCACAACUCAGUAGGGCCACCGGAUGACGAAGCCAAAGACGAUGAUGCGGUUGAUCUGGAUCUGUUCUGCGAGGUCUAUUUCAACAACGUACUUUCUGGGCGCACGGUAGUCAAAAAGAGCCUUGGAGCGCCAGACUGGCAUGAAACCUUCACGUUUGCCGAUUUACCCUCUUUUGAGAAGCUCGCUGUAGUCCUUUGGCACGAGAAGAAAUUUAUGAAACCGUCGCUGAUCGGAACAGUAUACGUCACGCUCACAAAUUUCCGUCGCGGAGAAUGUAUAGAAGGCUGGUUUCCAGUUCUUCAUGGCGCGUCGACUUCGUCCAGUAUCCAGGUUGGUCAAAUCCGUCUCAAAAUCAAGGUGGACGAGGAAAUCAUCUUACCUCGUUCUGCAUACACCGGAAUCAUGAAUACGCUCGACUCCCGAAACUACUUAGAUUGGAUGCGUGACAUUGAGCUCGAACUCAAGAUGAAGCAUCUGUCCAUCGAGCUUGUCUCAAUAGCUGUCGCCAAGGAUAUCUUGUCUCAAAGCGUUUCUGAGUUAGCUGAUCGUGAGGUUGAUGCGCAUAAUACCCUCUUUCGCGGAAAUACCGUGUUCACAAAGACUGUUGAGCUGUUAAUGGCAUGGUAUGGAAAGGAUUUUCUAGAUGCCAGUAUCGGCGACACCAUUCGCCGCAUCUGUGCCGAAAGUAUUUCCAUCGAGGUAGACCCACUUCGUAGUAGCAAGGGAGUCAAGGACAUUGAACGGAAUGUUGAACUUCUCGUUCACUGGUGCCGGCAAAUAUGGAAUCAGAUAUACUCUGUACGAACGGAGUGUCCAAACGAAAUGCGUCGAUUAUUUGAACGCAUCCGUCAGCUUGUCGAGCAGAGAUACAAGGUCACACGGAAUAGCGAAGACCGAAAUCGGGAACUACCAUGGCAAAGCGUUUCGGCGUUUUGCUUUCUCCGAUUUAUUGUUCCAGCUAUCCUGCAUCCUCACCUGUUUGGGCUUUGUCCAGGACUUCCUGAUGUUCCAGUGCAACGUAGUCUUACAUUGAUCGCAAAGGUCAUCCAGAGUCUUGCUAAUUUGAACGCUGUCGUGCAGAAAGAAGAAUUCAUGCGUGGCGUCCAAUCAUUCUUGGAGGACAGUCUACCCGCGAUGGUGGAUUACAUUCUCGUGGUUUCAACUACGAGUCCACACGAUAAUCCCGCAUCAGCGUCGGAAGAGUCGCGAGAACGGCACAAAGCGGUCAAGGUCCUACAGGAACGGGUCGAAGCAAUGCCUGCACUCUAUCGGGAAUCCAUUCCUCUCUUGCCAUACCUCCUUGAUAUCCCUCGUCAUCUCGCUGUCAUCACAUCUGCGGUCCUACGCUAUUCACGGGAAUCGCCAUCCUUACACCACCCUCCGUUGGAGGAAUUUUUGAGUCGUUGUAUUGAUAUUGAGCAACAGGCCUUAUUUCGCGUCAGUAGCCUUGUAGAACGAGGUGGCAUGGACCAAGUACCCCCUUCCUCUCAGUCCAACUAUAUGGGCUCGCCAUUGACCCCUCAUAUAUCUGGAGACCAAACCCCCUCACGACUCCGCAAGCCUUCUCAUUCAUCUCGUCCUAUGACUGCGCCACCAGUCACCAGUGAUUCAGCAGACUCGAGAGAGAUAAUCACAGAUUCUCACUUUCCACAGAGUCACAAUCUAGUUCAUACUCGCGGUCAGUCUAACUCUCAAGUGAACAUAUCUGGAGGGCCGAUUUCACCAAUCGACCAAGCUCUGGAAGGAGGAAGUUGGCCAAUUCGGAAACGCCUUCCACCCUCGCAUCCUAGAUCUAUAUCUACAGAUUCUAUCCCGGCAUUCAAUAAGGCUCGAAUCAUACCUCCAAUAGAUAGGCCAUCAUCGCCUACCAUCGCUGCUCACUCACACGAAGAAGAUAACGGGAGGCGAAAGAAUAAGGGCAUAUUGCGGGGCUUCCUUGUUCGAAAAUAAAGAGAGUUGAUGAGCAAUGUGUAUUGUCGUCGGCGAAUCCCCGAGCAUCUCCCGUGUUAAAUUG
Heterobasidion irregulare TC 32-1 is the source of this 2353-nucleotide messenger RNA. RefSeq lists its product as uncharacterized. The transcript has 8 exons. Bases 1 to 2289 code for a protein of 762 amino acids. The record is from RefSeq and is a predicted model, not a curated record. Gene Ontology annotation, biological process: regulation of GTPase activity. NCBI's taxonomy places the organism in Eukaryota, Fungi, Basidiomycota, Agaricomycetes, Russulales, Bondarzewiaceae.